AUGUCCUCUCUGGCCAGUUCAUGUUUCGGAAGCUCGGAUUUCAUGUUGAGCACGGAAAUGUCUCAAACCAGUCCAUCAGAGAAAUCAACCGAUGUUGCCGUCGUGGGCCUCGGUUGCCGUUUGGCCGGGGGCAUUCGGAGCCCGGAGGCGCUCUGGAAGUGCCUCUUGGACAGACGAGAUACCAGUGGAGAGAUCCCUGCCACACGCUGGGCACCUUACCAUGGACGAGGGAUUUAUAACGCCCGGGUACUCGAGCAGAUCACCAACCGAGGUUACUUUGUGGAGGACAUCGAAAGCUUCGACUGUCAAUUCUUCGGAAUCUCCCCCAAAGAGUCCGAGCAGAUGGAUCCGCAGCAGCGCGUGUCACUGGAGGUUCUCUGGGAGGCAUUAGAAGAUGCAGGUAUUCCCGCAGAGUCGCUUCAGGGCACCAAUGCCGCCGUCUUCUGGGGCGUGAACUCAGCGGACUUUUCACGCGUGGUCCUGGAAGAUUUACCAGCCAUUGACGCCUGGAUGGGCAUUGGAACGGCAUAUUGCGGCGUUCCCAAUCGUAUAUCCCAUCACCUGGAACUGAUAGGCCCGAGUAUGGCGAUUGAUGCGGCGUGUGCCUCUUCCCUGGUGGCGCUGCAUCUUGGGGCGCGGGCGAUCAUCGAGAACGAAUGCCAGGUCGCUCUCAUUGGAGGUGUGAACAUGAUAGGGGGGCCGGGUUUGACGCGAGUCCUGGAUGUCGCUGGAGUUACCUCCGCAGACGGGCGCUGUCGGUCCUUCGAUGACGGUGCAGCUGGAUACGGGCGAGGAGAGGGUGCGGGAGCCGUGGUUCUCAAGAACCUUGCUCAGGCGAUAGAAGACGGAGAUUAUAUCCAUGCGGUGGUCAAAGGGAGCGCCGUGGGCCACAGCGGUAAGACACCGGGGAUAAUGGCACCCAGUCCUCGGGCCCAGGAAAUGGUAGCCAGGUCGGCGCUUCGGGCUGCCCGUGAUAUCGACGCCCAUUCCAUCAGGUACGUGGAGGCGCAUGCUACCUCGACCAAAAUCGGAGAUCCCGCCGAGAUCACCGCCAUGGCCGCAGUCUAUGGUGCUGAGAGAUCAGAGUCCACAGGCCCGUGCUAUAUUGGAUCUCUCAAGCCCAACAUCGGGCACCUUGAAGCUGGGGCCGGAGUGCUCGGCCUUAUCAAGGCCAUACUAACGGUCGAGAAGGGUGUAUUUGCACCGCAGACCAACCUCGACGUUCUGAACAGCUCUAUAGACUGGGCCCAGUCGGGUCUCCAGGUGGUACGCCAGCCAAUACCAUGGCCGGACACAGAGGCCCCUCGGCGGGCAGCCGUGUGCUCUUACGGAUACGGAGGAACUGUUUCUCACGCUAUUGUCGAGGAGGCCCCGCUUCAGGCUCUAUCACCCUCUAUCUCGGACAGCGGUGAUGACGGCCCGGGCCCACAUAUGAUACUCCUCUCAUCCCCACAGAAACGGGUCCUGCCUACCAUCGCCAAGUCAUUGCAGCAAUGGCUAAUGCAACAAAGGGGUCAAUUAGACAUUGCGGCCAUGUGUCACACCCUAGCGACGCGACGGAGCCAUCAUGCGUUUCGCGCUGCCAUCACUGUAACUGACCUGAAGGAUGCUAUACAGACUCUUGAAUGUAUGGGCAAUGGGUCGAGGCACGCGUGGGUUACGGAGGAUCGGGUCUUGGGGGAUACGCCCCGGCAAGUGUUGUGGGUAUUCUCCGGCCAUGGCGCACAGUGGACUGGGAUGGCACAGGAACUCAUAGGUGACUGUGCGUUUCAAGCGGCCGUGCAGCCAUUGGACGAAGUGGCCAAGCGCGAGAUUGGACAGACACCGACCGAGUGGCUCCGAGAGGGAGAUUGGAGCUCUGACAAGGUCCAGGUUCUGACGUAUAUGAUCCAGAUAGGAGUCAGCGCGGUCUUGCACGCGCGUGGUGUCUUUCCCCAGGCUGUACUCGGCCACUCGGUGGGUGAGAUUGCGGCCAGUGUUGUUGCUGGUGCCUUGACGGCCGAAGAAGGGAUGCUGAUUGUCACCAGACGCUCCGUCUUAUACCAGAGCGUCAUGGGACAGGGCGGUAUGGUGGUCAUCAAUAGAUCAUUUGAGGAGGUCCAUCGGACCCUCGAGGGGAGAAUUGAUGUCGUGGCAGCCAUUGAUUCCUCCCCAACGUCCUGCGUCAUCUCAGGGACCAAGGAGGCCGUUGAUCGUGUGGGUCGGGAGUACAGCGAGCAAGGUGUGGAUACCUUCACCGUCCGAACGGAUAUUGCAUUCCACAGUCCCCUGCUCCAUACACUCCGAGGAUCUGUGCACAAUGCUCUUCACCAAGAACUUCGGCCGACAAAACCAGGCAUCAAGCUGUAUUCCACCUCCCUCGCCGACCCCCGAGGUCAAGACCCCCGUGACGCUGACUACUGGGUGAGGAAUUUGAUCCUGCCCGUCCGUCUGACCUCAACUGUCCGCGCCGCCAUCCAGGAUGGCUACCGAGUUUUUAUGGAAGUCUCGACCCACCCCAUUGUAGCACACUCUAUCAGUGACACCAUCCAGUACAGCAACGUCGGCCAGCAUGCGGUGAUUCCCACCCUUCGUCGGGGACAGCCCGCAGAGAGAUGUCUCCUUCAAGCCAUCGGCCGUCUGCACUGCAGCGGGGUGACGAUCAACUGGGGUGCGCUCAUGAAGGGGGCUUGGACACGAGCGGUUCCAAAAUAUCCCUGGACCCACAAUCCGCUUCUAAGAACGUCGCGGGAGAUAGUGACACGCACGCCAGUAGACGCCCAGGACCUAAACUCGCAUACUCUACUUGGUAGGCGAUUGGCAGUCGCCGGCACAAACGUCAUUGUGUAUUCCACCUCGCUGGAUAUGGAUACGAAACCCUUUCCAGGCAGCCACCCAGUCAUGGAUAGUGAGAUCGUUCCCGCGGCGUGCCUGAUCAAUACAUUUCUUGCAGCGACUGGUCACCGGUCACUACAGGAGGUAGACCUCAGGUCCCCGGUUGUGAUUAACAAUCCACGGCAAAUACAGGUUGUGGUGGAUGAAAACGCGGUGAAUCUCAUGUCUCGUCUCGCCCAGGACCUGUCGGCCGAAGGCGAGGCCUGGGUGACACAUACCAGCGCGCGGACGAAGACGUUGUUGGAAGCUUCCGAGGAAAGUGUAAACCAUAGGAUACCCGUGACUAUCAGCCACGCAGAAAAGUUGGAUGAUGAUUUCACCAUCAAAUAUCUCGCAGGGUGCGGUGUCUCGGCAAUGGGAUUUCCAUGGGCCGUUCUCGAGCAUUAUGGGAACUCGGAGGAGAUGCUUGCGCGGGUUGAUGUUGCCCCUGGUAUCGACAAGUCUACCCCAUCCUCCUGGGCCCCAUUCAUGGACGCGGCAACAUCGAUUGGGUCAACCUUUUUUUACAAAGAACCGGGGCUGCGGAUGCCCGCGCACAUCGCGAGAGUGGAUGUACUCACGGAUGGACCUCCGGCCAAAACAGGGUGGGUCUACGUGCAGAAGGAUCCCGCCUUUCAACAUUCGUGCCAUGUAUACAUUGCGAGUGAGCAGGGGAUGGUACUGCUUAAGUUAUCCGGUAUGCGUUUUUCGGGCUUUGAGGGGACACGGGAUUCAGGGCGCACCAUAGACCGUCUUGUGCACCAGAUCGCCUGGCCUCCGGUCCAUCUUGCGGAAAAUCCCAUUACCAUUCACCAAAUAGUUGUUGUAUCCCAGCGCCCUGACCGGAUGGAGUGCACCAGGAUGCUCCCUAAGAAUGUUCGAUUAUUCUAUGUCCCAACGCCAGAUGAGUUGAAAGACAAGCGGCCUGAUCUUCCGCUCGAUGACCCGGACACCGCCGUGGUAUUUAUACCAGACGAGGUACAUUCUGUGAGUGAGGUGGCUAUGGCGAGUGAACACUUUGCUUGGCAGCUUCUACAACUUGUACAAUUCAUUGUUCGGGCAUCCUUGCGAUCGCGAGUGUUCGCCCUUACCAUAAAGACCGCAGAGGGCGAAACAGCCUCGGCACUUGCCCACGCCUCGCUUGUCGGACUGAGUCGAAUUCUUGCCAGCGAACAUCCGGACCACUUUGGCGGGAUGAUUGACCACGAGGAGCCCAUGGUCCCCCUCACCACGAUGAGGUAUGUCCAGGGAGCGGAUGUGAUUCGGAUCCGGGAUGGGGUAGCCCGAACAGCCAGGCUUCGUGGUCUCGAAGCGAAAAGCAAACAUACACAAAGUGGACUAAUGACACGCCCAGAGGGAACGUACUUGAUCACAGGAGGUCUUGGGGCCUUGGGAAUGUCGGUGGCUGAGUUUCUAUCAGAUCGUGGCGCCCAACGGCUGGUCCUAGUGUCGCGUCGUGGAUUGCCACCUCGGUCUGCAUGGUGUGAGAACCACGACCUACAUACCGUGACAUCGGCAAUCCUCAACUUGGAGAAACGUGGAAUUGCGGUGCAUACAAUCCCCCUAGACAUCAGUGAGCCCGAUGCGGCGUAUCAUCUCACCGGGGCCUUGGAGCAACUGGGGCUUCCCCCGGUGCUCGGCGUUGUGCAUGCAGCUGGCGUCGUGGAAAGCCAGGUCGUGCUUGACACUAGCCAAGACGCUCUACGCCGUGUCCUAGCCCCAAAGGUCAAUGGUACGCUAGCCCUACAUCAAGCGUUCCCGCCCAAGACCCUAGACUUCUUUGUCUGUUUCUCCUCCUGCGGGCAACUGUUCGGUUUCCCAGGCCAAAGCACGUACAGCAGUGCAAACUCCUUUCUCGACACACUCGCCACUCACCGUCGCGGUCUCGGAGAUAAUGCGAUUUCCAUCCAGUGGACGGCGUGGCGAGGGAUGGGAAUGGGAAGCGAUAGUGAUUUCGUCCAGGCGGAGCUGCACGGCAAAGGUAUCACGGACGUCACCCGUUAUGAGGCGUUUCUUGCCUGGCUAUAUCUUGCGCAGCAUGAAGUUGACCACGGUGUGGUCGUCCGCACUAGACUUUUGGAUGCAGGGGAGCCUCUUCCCACGCCAAUCCUGACAGACAUCGCCGUCCGUCGCCAGGUAACUACGGUCGAGACAAGCUCUAGCAAAUUGUCUCGCCCUCGGGAGACUUUGCCGUUGUCAGAAUCGGACCGGACAGCGUACCUAGACCGACAUACUCGAGCGUGCGUUGCGAGUGUGCUUCAUUUUACGUCCGAGGAAGACGUAGACUCGAACACUGUUCUGGCAGAUCUAGGGCUAGACUCGGUCAUGGGUGCGGCCCUGCGACAGAAGCUCCAGCAGACAUUCCAGGUGAUUGUACCACCGACAUUAUUUUGGAACCAGCCGACUGUCACCCAUCUAGUGCGUUGGUUGUCUCAGAAACUAGAUCAAUGA
This is a messenger RNA of Aspergillus candidus, 5304 nucleotides long. RefSeq names its product type I polyketide synthase. The record is from RefSeq and is a predicted model, not a curated record. Gene Ontology annotation, molecular function: 3-oxoacyl-[acyl-carrier-protein] synthase activity; fatty acid synthase activity; phosphopantetheine binding. Bases 1 to 5304 code for a protein of 1767 amino acids. The transcript is spliced from 2 exons. Gene Ontology annotation, biological process: secondary metabolite biosynthetic process; fatty acid biosynthetic process. Lineage: Eukaryota; Fungi; Ascomycota; Eurotiomycetes; Eurotiales; Aspergillaceae.